Messenger RNA from Naegleria fowleri, 690 nucleotides. RefSeq lists its product as uncharacterized. NCBI's taxonomy places the organism in Eukaryota, Heterolobosea, Eutetramitea, Acrasida, Naegleriidae. The transcript has a single exon. The record is from RefSeq and is a predicted model, not a curated record. The coding region runs from base 1 to 690 and encodes 229 amino acids.
AUGUCUCAAUCCAGAACUUUCAAUUUUCAAGCCGUCCAUGUCAACAAGAAUCAAAAGGAUGAGCUCUCACAAUCUUCUGAAAAGAGACCGAGAAGAUCCAAUAAGAAUUCACCCAGUUCUUCCGAAUAUGAAUCUACAAUGAGUGCACAAGUCCCACCUUCCAAAUCUACUUCUCAAUCAGAACCACAAACAUCACAAUUUAAAUCUCAACAUGUGGCAUUCAAUUCUAAUGAUAAUAAUAAUAAUCAAACUAAAACUUUAGGUACAUCCACUAGUAGUGGUAGUUGCAGCACCAGCAGAACUCGUGUUGUAAAAUUACAACGUAGAAAUGGUCAAGUCGUUCAAGAUUGUGAGGUCUAUAUCGGAAGAGCCAUGACCAUGGGUGGAUGGAAUUUACCUCAUUCGAAAUGGGGCAAUCCAUACCCUGUUUCAACAUGUAAUGGCAGUGCAGAAGUGGCAUGUCAAAAAUAUAGAGAUUACAUUCUGAGAAGGGAUGAUCUAUUGCAAGAUUUGGAAGAAUUGGAUGGUAAAGUAUUGGGAUGUUGGUGUAAGUCUGACCCUACGAAGGCAUGCCAUGGAGACACGUUAGUAGAAUUGUUAGAAAUGAAGAAGAGAGGCGAAUUGGAGGAGUAUGUCCGUAAUUAUCGGAAACAAUAUCCUGAGCCAUUGUAUCCACGUUCAAAGAGGUGA